UGGCAGGGAGCGGGGCCGGCCUGGGGCGGGGUUAGGCAGGUGAGUGACAGGCUCCGGGGGGCCGGCCCCAGCUGGGAGCCCCGAGCGAACCGGGAGUAGCUGCGGCGGUGCCCGCCCCCUCUCUCCGCCCCUCCAGCGGAGCUGGUCUCCGGCCGGGCACCGUCGCGGGCCCCCCUGGCCCGGCCACCUGGGACUGUGCUGGGUAGUCGGCCACCUCCCUCUCUCCCCUCGCCCGUAAAGUUUGUGGCGAAGCCGGUGCAGGGGUAGAGCACGCCCCCGGGGGAGAUCGGGGAGCUCCGGAUGCCGGGCGGCAGGAGCCGUUGACCCGGGACGCCGCCGUCCGGGGCAGGAGCGCGGAGCAGCCGACCACCACGCCGCCUCCGGUGCAUGGGGCCCGGCUGAGGAGCCAGCAUGGGCAACUGCGUGGGGAGACAGCGCCGGGAGAGGCCGACCGCCCCAGGACACCCCCGCAAGCGAGCAGCUGCCUAAAUUUAUACUUUGAAGAAUUCUCUCUGCUGUCUUUGUCUCCAUGUCCUGGAGGAGUCAUUCGCUGGGCCCUGCUGGUUCUUCCUUCAGCAGGUCUUACAAACCUGCCCCUUGUCACCUCAAGGCCAACUCAUCUCCCAGACUGAAGUUAGUUCCCCACCAAAGUCUGAAAGGACCAGCAUGCAGGGCGAAGAACUUUUAAGCCCUUGUGUCUCGGGUGAUGGAGAUGCAGUUAAUACUUGGGGAGGCUCACCGGCAUCGUGUCCAUCCUGGGGACGCAACGAGCCCCUGAAGAAGGAGCGGCUGAAGUGGAAGAGCGACUACCCAAUGACCGAUGGGCAGCUGCGGAGCAAGAGGGAUGAGUUCUGGGACACAGCGCCCGCCUUCGAGGGCCGCAAGGAGAUCUGGGACGCCCUCAAGGCUGCCGCCUACGCAGCCGAGGCCAACGACCACGAGCUGGCUCAGGCCAUCCUGGACGGAGCCAGCAUCACCUUGCCUCAUGGCACCCUCUGUGAAUGCUACGAUGAGCUGGGCAAUCGCUACCAGCUGCCCAUCUACUGCCUGUCGCCACCCGUGAACCUGCUUCUUGAGCACACUGAGGAGGAGAGCCUGGAGCCCCCCGAGCCCACCCCCAGUGUGCGCCGAGAGUUCCCGCUGAAGGUACGCCUCUCCACGGGCAAGGACGUGAGGCUCAGCGCCAGCCUGCCUGACACGGUGGGGCAGCUCAAGAGGCAGCUGCACACCCAGGAGGGCAUCGAGCCAUCCUGGCAGCGAUGGUUCUUCUCUGGAAAGCUGCUCACAGAUCGCACGCGGCUCCAGGAAACCAAGAUCCAGAAAGAUUUUGUCAUCCAGGUCAUCAUUAACCAGCCCCCGCUGCCCCAGGACUGAGGAGCCCACGGACCCCUGGGCAGAGAGACCAGGGAAGGCCUCUGCAGGGCUGAGAGGCCUCCCGGCUGGAGCACUAGUCACCCCCACCCUGCCGCUGCCUUUGAGAGCCGUUCUUUUCUCCAGGGGAGCCUCCCGUGUAUGGCUGCCGGGCGAGCCCUGAGGGGACCCUGCUUCCCAGGGACUCCAUGGGCCACCAGUGCCCAGCACGCAGGAAACAGUGUGCUGCCACACACAGGCCUUGCCAACCUUGUCAGAGUAAAGGCAAACCAGGGUCCUCCACCCUGCCUCUCUCCCGCGGCAGGUUCAAGCCACGAGGGCCAGCCCGGAGGCCCCUGGAGCCCAGAUCUGUCAUCUGGUGCUGCCGGCUGUGCUCACUCCGGUUUUCUGCUCAGGGUCUGAAGCAGCUGCUGUCUCCCUCCCUUGCCCCUACCCCCUGACUCUGCCCUGGGCCCAGUGCCAGCCCCCCAGAGGGGAGGGGACCACUCGUGAGCCCCGGGGGUGGGGAGCCCGAGGCCGGCCUCUGCCUCUCCCGGCCCCCAGCACAGCUGGCAGAGAUGAGGUGGUGGUCGAUGGCUGGGCUGUCGUGGCAGAGGCCUGCACAGGGCCAUCUCCUGGCUGUAACCCCGGCAGUGGGGGGUCUGCAGCCCGCUCACGGCCCCGCAGCAGGUCCCUGUGUGCAGACACGUCUGCAUAUUUAUCAAUAAAGCCUUUUGCUCCUUC
This is a messenger RNA of Balaenoptera ricei (Rice's whale), 2094 nucleotides long. It is a transcript of the gene UBTD1, whose product is annotated as ubiquitin domain containing 1. NCBI's taxonomy places the organism in Eukaryota, Metazoa, Chordata, Mammalia, Artiodactyla, Balaenopteridae. Gene Ontology annotation, molecular function: protein binding. The transcript is spliced from 5 exons. Bases 667 to 1374 code for a protein of 235 amino acids. The record is from RefSeq and is a predicted model, not a curated record.